Messenger RNA from Dibothriocephalus latus, 252 nucleotides. Lineage: Eukaryota; Metazoa; Platyhelminthes; Cestoda; Diphyllobothriidea; Diphyllobothriidae. The record is from the annotation of a GenBank genome assembly.
AUGUCCAAGCUGAGGACCGCCGAGGGCAUAGACCUUCCUGAAGAAGAAGCGAAAGCUGACAAUUUUUCAGAUAUUUUUUUUCGGUCAGUUUCCACAAAGGGAACGGGAUACGAUUACCCGGCCGAUGAAUCCGAAGUAAAUACAAUAGUCGAGGCUGCCCACUUCGCCAAGGUUAUUGUCCUUAAGGAGCUGUUAGGACUAAAGAAAUCUAGGCCACCGGGUCCCGAUGAAGCACCGGCCAAGAUAUUGUAG